GCCUUGUCGUGGAUCUUCAUGGUCGAGUCGAGUUUGCCCAAGCCAUCCCCUGACUCCGCCAGUCUAGUCCGACGCUUAGCCGGCGCCUCUGUCACUAAAGCGGGACUUGACAACGACCAGUCUGAAAUCAACCGCAUUAUAGCAGAAGCUUCGAAGGGAUCCAAGUUCUAUGAGAAUGAGAAGCGGAAGGACAAAGAGCUAUCAGAACGUAUUGAGCGGAUACUCAAGCAACGCGAUGAAGUGCUGCAGGGAGCUAACACCCGAGCUAUCGAGAAGGAACUCGAUCAUACAAUCGAAGUGCUUGAGUCGCAACGCGACCUCAGUCAGUACAUCGUACAUGUCGACAUGGAUGCCUUUUUCGCCAAUGUUGAGCUUCUCGACGAUCCAUCUCUAGCGGGUAAACCUUUUGGUGUUGGUGGUGGUGUAAUGAGUACCGCUUCCUACGAAGCUCGGAAGUUUGGAGUGCGGUCCGGCAUGCCAACGUUCAUCGCCAAGAAACUAUGUCCAGACUUAAUUGUCGUUUACAGCCACUAUGCCCGCUAUAACGAGAUGUCAAACAAGGUAAUGAGCAUUUUCAGGAGAUACGAUCCUACUAUGUAUGCUGCAGGCUGCGAUGAGGGAUAUCUCAACAUCACAAAAUAUUGCCGCGAACACAAUCUCUCGCCAGAUGCCUGCGUUCAGGAGAUUCGUGAAACUGUUCAGAAAGAAACUCAAUUGACAGUAAGCGCCGGCAUAGCACCUAACAAGAUGCUAGCAAAGAUAUGCUCAGAUAAGAAGAAACCGAACGGGCAAUUCCACCUUGAGUUUGAGCCUGGCGUCAUCAAGGACUUCAUGAAAGACCUUUCCAUUCGCAAGGUGCCUGGCGUAGGUCGAGUCAACGAACGAUUGCUUGAAGCUAUUGGUAUACAUACUUGCGGAGACAUAAUCCAGCACCGAGCAGCAUUGUACCUCAUGGACAAACAAUUCGGACUGAAUUUCCUCCUAAAUACUCAUCUGGGCAUAGCUUCCAACGUUGUGCAACCAAUUACUAGGGAUCUCAGGAAAAGUAUUGGUGCCGAGAGGACGUUCAGUCCCAUCUCAGAUCGUUACAGGAUAUUUGCUAAAUUAGAAGAUGUAUGUGCCGAAUUAGAAAAGGACAUGGAUUCGGGCGGCUGGACUGGUAAGACGGUUACGCUGAAAUUUAAACUUGACACUUUUCAAGUCUUUACACGGGCCAAGUCUUUUGAUCGGUGGGUAAGCAGCAAGAAAGAAGACCUCUUUGCUAUUGGCAAGGAAUUAUUGAUCCCCGAACUCCCAGUAACAAUACGACUCAUAGGAUUGAGAGUGACCAAACUGAAGGAUCUUCGGGAAAAACCAUCUUCGGGAAAUGGGAUCAAAAGAUUUUUUGAGAGCGCGCCCUCGUCACCACGCAAGAGACAGCGGUUAGACUCAGACUCCGUACGUAACGACCCGCAUGCCAGGGUGCUGCAUCAACCCAUGGAGGAUGCGAUGCCGGGCUUUCACGAAGAAGAGGACAUGCCCCUUUCUCAGGCGGAAAUUGAAGAUGGCGAGGAUCUCGAUAGUGAAAAUGUUGAGUCUCCUGCGCAGUCUAUCGAAUCAUCGCGCCGAGCUCCUGUGUCUGCGCCCUCUCGAAUGGCCACCUACAAAGCUCCUGCAACGGGUAGUUCAGAGAAAGAGAGAGAUGAAUUUUCGUCAUCAACGUCGAGAAAGCCAAAAUCAGCAUGCCGGGACGAGGUUGAACCUACUGAAGGACUCACUUGCCCAAUAUGCCAGAAGAUGCUUGCGACGGACAACCAAGGGCUGAAUGCUCAUAUUGAUUUCUGUCUUAGCAAGUCCGCAAUUGCAGAGGCUCAGGCCGAUCCACAGCCCGAGUCCCCUCUACGGCGUCCUCGUAGUCGAACACCGGUUGAUACGUGGUGGACACAGCGACGACGACGAAAAACAUGACAUUACAUUCGAGCCAGAUAGUUGAUCUUAUGGGAGAACGGGGGACAAUUAUAUAUUGACUUUGAUGUCUACUGACUAUAUUCCACGUCCUAUCAUAAGCACGUCCUUUUGCGAAGGUGCUCGAUAUCAGGCUUUUGCCUGAGGUUGGCUUGAGUGGACGUCGGAUUGGUCUGUAAGUUGAAGCCGCGGAUGC
Molecule: messenger RNA, 2140 nt
Organism: Coniophora puteana RWD-64-598 SS2
Lineage: Eukaryota; Fungi; Basidiomycota; Agaricomycetes; Boletales; Coniophoraceae
Product: IMS-domain-containing protein
Exons: 17
Coding region: 19-1947 (642 amino acids)
Biological process (GO): error-prone translesion synthesis
Cellular component (GO): nucleus
Molecular function (GO): damaged DNA binding; DNA-directed DNA polymerase activity
Source: RefSeq, a predicted model, not a curated record